GUUGUCUCAGGGGUCUUGUCUUGAUUUAAGCUUUAUCGCAGUUUAUGGGUUUUGAAGAUUCUUCAUUGGAUAUUAUAAUUUUAUAAUUUUGUGAUUCGGUUGCGAAUUAAAUUGAAUCAAAACAUCUAUUUUAAUAGGUUCCAGAUAUCUAUUCAGUUGAAUGCGAUUCCUUGUUGCGUGAAAACUGGAAUAAUUCGAAAUAUUGUUCAGCUGUCCGAAUGAACGUAAUUGUAUAGUCGUAAAUAAAGAUUUCCAAGCGGAGACGAUGAAUUUCUUGGAACAUGGUAAACCGAUUUUUGCGCCUAAAUUGGAAAAAAUGGCAUCAGUUAGCGCAGCAAUCGCUUUAUGGAAUCACGCCAUCGCCACCGUCACGAUGCCACAUUUAAUCAAAGAUGAAAUACUCGAAUGGAUUGACGUGUUACCGGUGCCCAAAUUGUUAUCCAAACCAAUCAAGCGUCACUUCUAUGUCCUACGUAAAAACGUGCUUUGCUGGAUCUCUUACGUUACUCGACAAGUGUUUAUCUGGAAAGCAGAAGGAUCUCGAAUUUAUCAGCUCGUCAACUAUAUUAUUUGGCAUUCCAAUGGAACCAUCAAUUCCGCAGAGACAGCUCGAAAUUUAUUAAAAUCUGAUGAAUUGACAAUUAUACAGAAGUUCCGUCUUGCGUGUACUUAUUGUCUGCGAGAAGAAAUAGAAAAAAUAUGGUCCAUGGUGGGGUAUGAGGAUAAUUACGACCUCGUUAGUAUAUUUCGGUUCUUUGAUUACCCCUUAGUAUAUUAUUGGAGAUAUUACUUCGCCGAUGAUUUGGAUAGCAUACGAACGCCGGAAAAUGUGAGUAUCGAUGAGUUCAUGAUUAAGCGACGGUAUGUCAAUAACUGGCCAGCCAUCGAGUACUUUUUCGAUCGUUUGGAUGCAGAAAAACAAGUUACACUAACGAUUUGGUCGAUUGACGAGCGCAAAUCAUCUGUUCAGAAAUUCUUAUUGGUGAAGUUGAACGAAUCUCAACGUUCGCGCGUGAUCAUCGAUCGAUUUACCCUAAUCAUGGAUAACUACACGUCGACCAGGAAUAUCGACGACGAUGAGUUAGCGAUUUCAACUUGGCACGAUGCUCGCGAUUUAAUCACCGAGAAGCAAUUUCUCGAACUGUUUUACCUUCUGUUGGAAGAAAGAGUCCAAGAUUUUAUUUUGACAGAAAUUUGGAACACCGCUCGCGACGAUUUCAAGCGUCAUAUUUUGAAUCACGGCGAUGAUGAUUUCAUUAAAAGAAUAUUGGAGUGGUGCGUAAAUAGACCGAAGCAGAGCUGCACUUUUCUAUCAGCUGUGUUGACGGAUCACGUUAGUGCAGACGUUAGGCGAGAAAUCACGAAGAAGGCAUUUUUCAGCGAGUGGUGCGUAGAAUUUAUUGAUUACGAUGCUGUAGAAGUGCUUGAUCAACUGAUAAACUCGUGCUUUCCCACAGCAGAAGAAUCGACUAAAUUCAAACUAACUCUCACCAAAACUUCGUAUUUUGGUAAGCACUGCGAUUGGCUAUUGAAGCUUCAUAAAAUUCGAGCACUGGCGAAUCUGUUGAAUGUAGUCUUCCCAAAAACAGAUCCUUCAUCGGUACAAUUGUUACGUAAAUUGUUGAAAAAACAUUCGAGAAAUCUCGAUCAGCGAUGUUUGACUUAUUAUUCGACUGGAAAUUUAAAAGGAUUGAUUGAUUUACUUGCUCCGCUCGCCUCAUCGUAUCCAGAAAUCAUUUCCGACUACAAAAGUAAGCUACUCGUGUCACGUGCUGGUUUCAAAGCUUGUGUAAAGCUUUUCAGUUCGGCGAAUGAUGUAUUGGUUGAAGUUAUAGCCGAUGGCAUUCCAGCUAAUCAGGCUGCUGAGUUCAAAAAAAGAAUUAUUUUUUCAUACGAGGGGAUUGAUAAACUGCAAAAUAUGCUGAUCAAAGGGUAUUCGAUUAAGGCGAAAACGUUGGCUUGCUUAUUUCUCGAAUCUGACUCUGAUAAAAAGAUCUUGAGGACGUUAUUGAUCGAUCGUCUGAAAGAAGGAAAACGUGAUGUUCCUGCCAAAACAAGAAAAAGGUUUUUGGAGUUCUUACUGUAGUUGAGUAUUUACAAAAAAUGCGAUGAUUUAGUUUAUCAGGUUCUGAAAGUUGAUAUGCUUGUUAGCUUAUACGUAUGUGGUACCUAUCUUAUUACAAUUUUUUUCAUUUUUCAACGUUUUUAUGUACCUGUGUGUUUAUGGCGUUUCUGUUUCGUUCGUUUUAUUAAUAUUUCUGUUGCCUGUCUCAAGAAACUGAUUCAAGGUGAUGUGUAAUGGGAAUGGUCAAGGGUAGUUAUAAUAAUUUUAUUAUUAAUUGUUCCAGUUGUGAUUGUUUUUUGUGUUAGUCACUUUAGUAUCACAUUUUAUGACCUAUGUCUUAGUUUAGUUUUGUACUAAUGUAAUUGAUUUGUGACUUAAAUUUUGUUCGUUUUUUCAUGUUUCUGUUAUUUGGUGUGUCAAGUAUUGAAAUAUUGGUUUUGGAAAGUCUUAUAAUUGGAAAUAAUUUUAGAAAAAAUUAAAUUUUAAACGCCGGUGUAUUGA
This is a messenger RNA of Planococcus citri (citrus mealybug), 2566 nucleotides long. RefSeq lists its product as uncharacterized. The transcript has 2 exons. The record is from RefSeq and is a predicted model, not a curated record. NCBI's taxonomy places the organism in Eukaryota, Metazoa, Arthropoda, Insecta, Hemiptera, Pseudococcidae. The coding region runs from base 266 to 2086 and encodes 606 amino acids.